CACAAAAACAAAUACGGCGGAUAGAUAAGAAUAUCUACCAAAACUAAAACACAGACAAGUAUUGAGUCUGCUGUAAGACUAGCUACAGAACUGCUCAUAUUGAUACAAAAAAGUGCUUGCUUGCAGUGAGUCAUGAAAAAAAGAAUGCAGUUGAAGCAGUCUCAUGACACUUACAAGACGAGUAUGGUGUCAAAUCUUCUUUCAAAACUAAGACACAGGGCAGCAGAUUUUUAAAAUGUUUUCUAUUGCCGCUAACGAGUCAAACAACAUAUCUGCUACAGAUCAAACUCUUGGUAUUUAUUCGCGGCACAAACAGCAACUUUGAAAUCAUAGAGAAGUUAGUAGUUUUUUAUGAGCAAGCCUUAUACCGCCACUGGCAAAGAACUGUUUAUUAAAGAAGUUUCAGCCAUCACAAAGGCUACUCUAACUUGCUGUCUCAUCUAUGUAGCCAGCUGAGAAGAAGUUGUAUUCAGAUAAAAUUAUCAUUAAUUGUUAUCUAGAUAAACUUUUAGGGAGAAACACAUUGAGAAACAAAAUUAGAUUCAGCAAAUGAAUUGAGCAGUGGCCUUGAUCGCUCGAGCUUACCAACCUGGCAAGUAGAAAUCAAAAUACUGCAGCUAUUUCCAAGCAACACUCAGCAUGACGCUUAUCUAGACAACGUGAUACACUCAGCAUGACGCUUAUCUAGACAACGUGAUACAAUGUGGUCGUUGUGCAUUCACUGAAAACUUUUCAUUAUUAAAAACACUAACAUUUAAAUAAAAUAAAAUUGACAUAAUUGGAUUGUAUUUUAUUCACCAAAGAAUCUUGGAGUUGGGAUUUUCCUACUUUCUACAGAAAUCCGCUCAAUCCGAUGGGCAACAAAAACGAAACCAACAAAUACCGAGAUCUGAAAGAUAAUGGCAAAAUUGAGGAAGAAACCACUUUUGAACUCAAUGAUUUAUGCUCAUUACAUACCGCUGGUAUUGCAACUAAAAGUUGAAGGUUUCUGGACUUGAGCUAGUUGUCAAUUAUUGAAACAAUUUCAGAGGACAACAUUCAGCACUUUGAAGUUUGAACAACUAGAUCUAUAUUGCACAUCCAAUUUCAGUAUUUAUUUCUAAUAUGGAUUUUUCUAGUGCAGCACAAAAGUUAUGGAAUGAUGGCAUGGCAGUUAUAGAAAACUUCAUUAAUGAAGAAGACUUAAUAGCUAUGAGAAACCGAAUGCAGGAUAUAGUGGAAAAUGUGAACCCAAAGGAACACCAGACAGUUUUCUCAGCUACUAACCAGCCACGCAAUGAUUAUUUCAUGAAAAGUGGGGACAACAUUUCUUUUUUCUUUGAGGAAGAGGCGCUGGAUAAAGAGGGGAAUUUGAUAGUGGAUAAAAUGUUCUCCAUAAACAAAGUAGGGCAUGCUCUACAUUGCUUUGAUCCUGUGUUUGCCAGAGUUUCACAAAGGGAACCAGUCAAGGAAGUGCUUAGGGCUGUUGGCUUUAUUGAUCCAGUUGUAUUUCAGAGUAUGUACAUAUUUAAGCAACCAAGAAUAGGUGGUGUGGUUCUGCCUCAUCAAGACUCAACUUACCUGAACACCACUCCUAAAAGACUGAUUGGACUGUGGAUUCCCCUGGAAGAUGCUACCAAAGAAAAUGGAUGCCUGUGGUAUAUUCCUGGCUCACACAAAAACGGUGUGGACAGAUACAUGAUCAGAACAGAAGGUGACAAUCCCACUGUGACGUUCACAAGCCCACCUGUACAGUAUGAUGAUAACCAGUUUGUGCCUGCUGAGGUGAAGGCAGGCUCAUGUGUACUGAUACAUGGAGAAGUUGUUCAUAAAAGUGAUGCCAACAGAUCAGACAAAUCCAGACAUGCCUACACCUUGCAUGUGUUUGAUAAUCAUGGGGUUGAAUACAGUAAACUUAAUUGGCUUCAACCAACUGAGAAAGGAACAUUUAUUCACUUGUUGGAUCAGUCAGCUUCUUAAACCAACUGAAGUGCCAGACUUCAUAGGUCAGUGUUGACAACAUGUUACUACUCUACAUUACAUCAGUCCACAUUGCUACUCAACAGUAUUUUGUGAUAAAGAAUCAUUUUGGUUUGUGUAGUUUUUCAGAACUAAACAAAAAAUAUUUUAGUUUUUCCAACUGUACAUGGUAGCAAGUUAAUAUCCACUUGGUUAUUGCGUACCUUUAAGCUUACCUUUCAAUAGCUAUAGAUUAUUUGGAUUGUUUCAUUCAUCUAGAGCAUAAAUGAUGUUUGCAUUCCUACACUAUAUAUGCAUGUUUUUACUUUAAUGUUGAGAUAUUUUUAAUAUGUAUUCAGGGAUGUAAUUUUCUUACUUUUUUCAUAUUCAUUUGUAUUUUAUAACCAGGUAUUUACAUUGAAAAUAAUAGAAACUUUUGUUUUUAAAAGGUUCUCCAAGGGGGUUAAUCAUUAAUUCAUUUGAAACUAUAUUAUCCAUUAGACCCCAAAAAGUGAAUAUUCAUGUAAUUGUAUUAAUAGAUUCAGUGAGUUUAAAAGGAAAACAACCCAAAAUGUCAAUGCUCUCAAACUUUAGAGAAAUGAAUCUAAAAACUAGAACCAUGUCACUAAACCAGAGCCAUUGUUUCUUCUGUUAUAGGUCUGUACAGAAAAAAAAAAAGCUUGGGAUAACUAAAUUUGAAAGUUAAGACUACUUGAUGUUUUAUUUCUUAGAUAGGGAUGACAGUAAAAGUUGGGCAGAUAUUUUGUUGUCAAUGUCUCUGUAAAACUAAUUAGGGUAAAGUCCUAAUUGAUUUGCAUUUAUCAAUAUUUUCUGUUUAUUUGAGGCAUGAUGUUUUUGCAUGCUAUUAAUAUAUAUAUAGAUCUAUAUAAUGUGUAUUAGAAGAAUAUACUUACUUUUUUGUACUUACUGUCAGGGUAUUGAAGCCAUCAACUACAAAAUCUUCAUAUCUAUGUCAUCCUUAGUGGCCAUUCUUUUUUGGUCUGUGACAUCAUGGAGGCUCCAAAAUUGUGUGUGUGUGGUUAUGGUGUUAUAGUGCAAGUAUGUAUAUAUAAUGGAUGGGGUCUGGGAUGUUUGUUUGUGUUUGUCCCUAUUAUGCUGGUAAUGUGUUAUUGAAACAUUUUUUUAGUGAUUCUAGACCUAGUACUUCCACACUUGCAUACUACACAAGUAGUUGAGAACACAGAACACAAGUGCUAAUUGAAACCGUAUAACUUUAAGUUUAGAAACUUGAUUGGAAGAAUAAAUAGGCACAAUACAUUCUUCAAACACAAUGACAGACUAUUACAUAUGUAAGAAAUACAUACCAACAAUAUUGAAAUAGAAUGCAAAUUAAAACUAUCCUGGCCCUCAUAUACUCUGCUAGAUAUAUACAAGAAGGUAUUCAGAUAUCUAAAAAGGAAAGGAAGCAGAUCUGAAUAUUCUGAGUUAUUUUUAGCAUGGUGAAAAAGAUGAUUGCAUGCCAGAAUGUGUCUUUGAAUUUCUUAGUCAUUAUAAAAAGAAAAAAGUAUAGGGUAAUAAUACAAUGUUUGGAAUGAGUCUUUAUCCAGGGAAAUAUUUUGAAACAUAAAUCAUAAAUACAAUAUACAGCUGCCUUCUAUGUGUCAUGAACAUAAGAAUGUAGUAUAUGUUUCAAAAAUGUCUACAAGAAAACACACACAAAGGUAUGACAUUGAUAUAAUAACAUAUAAUAAAAAUUUAGUUUGAAGUUUCAUUUGAUCAGCUCAUGCUUAAAUUUUCAUUACAAAAUUAUAACCAACAAAGUGUUAUUUCAUCUCAUACUUUACAAAUACAAGAAAAAAAUUAGUUUUGUUUUUAAAAGUUCCAUGCAUAGCCUUCUCUGACUGCUUAUUUUUAGUGAUGGGCAAAAGUUAACUAAAAAGUUGCUAACUUUUAGUUUAACUAAAAAAAAUUUGUUAAGGCCAAAGUUUAAUUUUAAAAAAAAAGUUUAGUUAAAAUCCUAGUUUAACUAUUUUUUAUUAGUUACAAACUAAAAAGUUUAAUUACAAAUUUUACAAACUUUUUUAACAUACAUACCAAUAAAUAUUUAGAUCUAUGUAAUUUGGAGAAUGUAUAUAGAGGAUAAUAAAGAGGAGAAUAGGCCUAAACAAGAGGGUGCACAGGUCACUAGAAAGCCUUUUGGCCUUUACCCUAUAAUUGUCGCUAUUCCCGCCAAUUCAAGGUAUUUGAAAGGCAAGAAAAAUAAACGUGUUCAUUAUAUUUCUAGCAAGUUUCGCUCCUUGAUAAAUCCUGAUAAUUCCUUGCUUCUAUAGAUCUACAUUUUGAUUUUUUAUUAAGUGUGUUCCUGUAUAGCUGCAGGCAAAGAAUUUUGCUUUACUAUAGAUCUAAAAGAAAUGUCGACUCUUUUUAUUUUAAAACUUUUUACUAGAUAUAUCUAGUGACGUCUAGUCUAUUAGUAUUAGUCUAUUAUUACUACUAUUAGAUCUAUAGUCAUAAUAGUCUAUAUUUAAUUAUUUUAGUCUCUUAGUCGUAAGUAGAGUCACAACUCUUAGUAGUCUUAGUCUUAGAUCUAGAUGUAAAUUUAAAAUUAUAAGUCAAUAAUAUAGAUCUAUUAAUUGAAAUCUAUAUAUUACUUUACUUUAUUAGACUAGAUCUAUAAUCUAUUAGUUUAGAGAUUCUACUAUUCUAGAAUUAGAGUCUAGAUUAGAUCUAUAUAUAUCUAGAAUCUAGAUUACUUAUUAUACUAAGAUGCAUAGAUGAUAGAUCUAUAAUAACUAUAAUACAAUACUAAUAAUAGUCGUCACUAUACUAGAUCUAAUACUAAAUUAACUAAAUCUACACUAGAUCUACAUCUACUUAUUAUAAUUAUAGGCCUACUUAUAUCUACUAUCUAUAGAUCUAUAAAUGUAUUAGAUCUAGAUCUAGUAUUAUCUACUAGAGGCACUAGAAUAUAUAGAUCUAAAUAUAACCCAUAUCUAGUUCUAAUCAUAAUUAUAAUAAUCUAAAAUCUCUAGAUCUAGAGUUACUAAGAUUUCUACUAGACUCUAUCUAGAUUUUAGAUCUAGUAGUAGUAAUAGUAACUAGUAUUUCUUAGAUUAUUUUUAGAUUAAAAUAUUAAUUAUUUGAUCUAGGUCUAGUAGCUAGAUUAAUUCUAGAUCCAGAUUAUAUUUCUGAUCAUUUCGUUUGUAGAAGAUACUGAUCCAGAAUAUUCUAGAAUCUAGAGUUAGUUAGAGAGUCAACAUGCAGUUUUAUCAUUUCUUCUAAAGGUAACUUAGAAUAUUAGAACUUGGACAAUUAGGCCUACUUCUAAUUUCUUUCUAUAAGUAUCAUUCUAGUGGUUCUAUUAAGAUCUACAUCUAUCCCAUAAAGACAUUUAAAUCUUUUUCAUGUGCACAAAUAAAUGUUUAUUACAUUUUGCUAAAGUUAAAGAGAUUCGUUGUGCUUUAUAUUUUUCAUGUUUGGCUGUUUCGUCCUUAAAAAAGGUCAAAAUAGUUAGUAAAAGUUUAACUAAAGUUUCUUAGUUUAGUUUAACUAAUUUUUUCAAUUUGUGAUUAACUAAAAGUUUAAUUACUUUUUUUUAGUUCAAACUUAGUUUUAGUUUAACUAAAAAAAAUUAGUUUAGUUCCCAUCACUACUUAUUUUGUUUGGAAAGGGGAAACAGUAUAAGAAUAGGUUAGAAAGACAGUAUGAGAAUAGGUUAGAAAGACAGUAUGAGAAUAGGUUAGAAAGACAGUAUAAGAAUAGGUUAGAAAGACAGUAUGAGAAUAGGUUAGAAAGACAGUAUGAGAAUAGGUUAGAAAGACAGUAUGAGAAUAGGUUAGAAAGACAGUAUGAGAAUAGGUUAGAAAGACAGUAUGAGAAUAGGUUAGAAAGACAGUAUGAGAAUAGGUUAGAAAGACAGUAUGAGAAUAGGUUAGAAAGACAGUAUGAGAAUAGGUUAGAAAGACAGUAUAAGAAUAGGUUAGAAAGACAGUAUCAGAAUAGGUUAUCAAUAAUUUUAUAUAUAAUUUACCUUAGUUGCUACUUUUUUAUACUAAUUAUGUAAAUCUAAAUGUCUCGACAAAAAAGGCCUGUUCCCUCCCACCUGUGUGGGUUGGAGAAUUGCCUUUAUCGCCCCUCCACACUUCAUUUUGAUCUUCCAGUGACUUUAGGUCACAUAACCUUAGCUUGUUCUUUCUUUCAAUUUAGAAGCUAACUGAUUGAUUGGCACAUGCUUUUAAUGAGUUUGUUUUGUUGUUGUUUUAUAGUAAUUAAUGUAAUUCACUUUAUAACAUUUUAAUAGCUUGCCAAGUUUUUAAUGUCUGCAAAUAAUUUUACUUUGGUUCCAGGGCUAAUGCAAUUGUUUUGUUAAAAAGUAUUACAGCGGUCAAAUAUUAGUUGUUUAUUUAUGAUAAUUGUGCACAAAUGUAUUUUUUUUUACAAUUAUACUUAUUUUUAGUUCAAUAUUCCUAUUUAUGUUCAGAUACAAAUGAACACUUAUUGUAUAUACAAAUAAACAAUAAUUGGAUUUUUCUUUUAUCUAUUAUUAAAGUUGUUUUGAAAUAUUCUGAAGUAUAUAUUUACAUAUUAUACUGAAGUUUUAUUACAAAAAAUUUAAAGUUAAUAAAUAUAAUGUUCGACUUUAA
Biomphalaria glabrata is the source of this 6542-nucleotide messenger RNA. RefSeq names its product phytanoyl-CoA dioxygenase domain-containing protein 1-like. The record is from RefSeq and is a predicted model, not a curated record. The transcript is spliced from 14 exons. Lineage: Eukaryota; Metazoa; Mollusca; Gastropoda; Planorbidae. Bases 1105 to 1959 code for a protein of 284 amino acids.